Messenger RNA from Pseudo-nitzschia multistriata, 1331 nucleotides. NCBI's taxonomy places the organism in Eukaryota, Bacillariophyta, Bacillariophyceae, Bacillariales, Bacillariaceae. The record is from the annotation of a GenBank genome assembly.
AGUAAGAAGUAGAAAUCGAAACGAACUUCGUUUGCUGUUGCGAAACGAAUUUUCAACUCAUAAUAAACGAACAGAUUCCGAAGAUGGGGAGAGGUAAAAAGCGAGCGGUACCUAAGAUAGAAGAAAAUCUCGAUCGGUUCGCGGGAUCUAGCGAUGAAGAAGAAGAACCCAUGGCAUCACCUGCUCCCGCCGCAGCAACAUCUGAAAAUGUCCACGAUGCCGACGAAGAAAAUGACACCGAUGACGAGGAUGACGAUGAUUCCUUGGGAUCUCUGCCUCGUGACGAAUACCCAGCCGAGAGGAAGACUGAUAAGAAGACGAUUGUCGACGACGAUGGUGACGACGAUGUCGACGACUCGAGCAGCAUAGAAGGGGAAGACAUGGACCCGGCAACAAAAAUGGCGAAUGCCAUGAGUAGAAUYUUGGGAACACAACAAACAAGCUCCAGCAAAAAGUYUGCCCCUGCGUCGUCUGUUGUGCUCGCAAAGACUGUUACACCAUUGCAGAAAUUACAACAGAAAGAAAAAGAGCAACAAAAAGCAAUCAAAGAAAAACGCCGGGCUAAUCGAGAACGGAAUCUCACGGCUUUGCAUCUUCCUCUCUCAAUCGCAACGACGAACACUAUUCAACCUGAUGGUCAACUUUCGGUCGCAAAAGAAUUGGAGCAGGAGCGCUUCCAUCGACGUGUUGCUACGAGGGGUGUAGUCGCUCUCUUCAAUGCGAUUACCCAGCACCAGAAGACCGCCAACUCGGAUGUGCGUAUUUGGUCUUUCCGAUCACACUACACUAGGACUCAAUGCGAUGACCAGAAUAACAGAAUGCACUCACUUCAAUUUUCUUUCCCUCCUUCUAURCGACCAUUAUUGUAGAAUGAUACCAACGUUUCGUCGAAGAACAAAGAACCAUCGAAGCUGACCAAACACGGCUUUCUGGACAAAAUYAAAGCUGCUGCCAAGUCCAAAGGAAGUGAUGAGCAGCAAGGUAGUGGUACUCUGAAAAKGGAAAACGAUGCUUCGGACAGUCACAGAAAUAAUCGUUCUUCAUGGGGCGCGCUAAAAGAUGAUUACAUGCUUUCGAAAAAGGUGAGAGAGAGUGGAGAGCGUGCYUUUUUCAAACUGAUUUUUCUUGCGAAAAUGUACAUGCAUUGUCAAUUGCAUUUAAAUCUAACCCAGGGCCUACUCUAUGCUCCUAUUGUAAAGAACUGGGACGAAGAAUCUUCCGACGAUGAGCAUUCUGGAGAAUCCGAAAGCGACGUGAAAGCAGAUGSGAAAGAUAUGAAAUCAAGGAAAAAACGACGUAUUUCGGGCAAACAAUGAAUAAUACUGCAGAUG